UCGCAAUACGCCCACCGUGUCCACCUGGCCCUCGAUGAAGUGAAGGCAGAAUAUGUCACCCACAACAUCGACCUCCAGGCCAAACCUGCCUGGUUCCUGGAGAAGAUAAACCCAGAAGGCACAAUUCCUGCGCUUUCAUACGGUCCGAAGUGCGCGCCCGACGAUCCGUCCCCGGAAGCGGCGGCGAUCCCUGAGUCGCUCGUCAUCCUCGAGUUCCUCGCCGACCUCUUCCCUAACGGCGGGAUCCUCCCACCCAACGAUCCCGUCGCGCGGGCGCGAGCGCGGCUCCUCGUCGCCCACUUCGAGAGCGUCUUCACCGUCGCAUUCAAGAGCGCGUUCUACGAGGGCAAGUCUCCGCAGCUGGUUCUAGAUGCCCUUCUGGAGUUCCAGGCGCGCCUUCCGAAGGAUGGCUUUGCGCUGGGUGCAUGGGGAAUGGUAGAGAUGUCGGCCGCGCCGUUUCUGGUGCGCACCUGGAUGUUGCUCGAACACGACUUCGGG
Molecule: messenger RNA, 498 nt
Organism: Epithele typhae
Lineage: Eukaryota; Fungi; Basidiomycota; Agaricomycetes; Polyporales; Epitheliaceae
Exons: 2
Cellular component (GO): cytoplasm
Source: RefSeq, a predicted model, not a curated record